AUGGGGGGAUUUUUAUACAUAUGCUUCUGUAUCUGUCUGCUGCUGAUUCUGUUCUCCUCUUUCUUCUCUUCUCUUUUAUCAUCUGCAUCUUCCUCUGCUUCACUCUCUUGCAACGUGUGGAAACAGUUCCAUCUCAAUGGGCUGUCCAAGGCUGGAGACGUAAACCUAGGUGGCUUGUUUGAGGUCCACUACACCUCUGUCUUUCCCGAGUGGACGUUCACAUCCGAGCCACGUCAGCCAACCUGCACUGGCUUUGAUAACCAGGGAUACAGGCAUGCCAUGACUAUGGUCUUUGCAGUGGAGGAAAUAAAUAGAAACUCCAACCUUCUCUCUAAUGUGACCUUGGGAUAUAAUCUCUACGAUAACUGUGGCGCACUUGUGAUUGGCUUCCGUGCUGCUUUGGUGCUGGCCAGUGGUCAAGAGGAACAGUUUCUGCUUCAAGGAAACUGCAUUGGUGCCACUCCAGUUCUUGGGAUUGUUGGUGACUCAUACUCAACGUUCUCUAUUGCAUCUUCCAACGUGUUGGGUUUAUUCAGAUUACCUAUGGUCAGUCAUUUUGCCACGUGUUCCUGCCUGAGUAAUCGACAGAGGUUUCCAUCCUUCUUCAGAACAAUUCCAAGUGAUGCUUUCCAGGUGCGUGCGAUGAUUCAGAUCCUAAAACACUUUGGCUGGACCUGGGUAGGACUGCUGGUCAGUAAUGAUGACUAUGGUCUAAAUGUUGCACGCUCCUUCCAGUUGGACUUGGCUAAAACUGGCGCAGGCUGUCUGGCCUACAUAGAGGUUUUGCCUUGGGGCAGUGACCCAGUUGAGUGUACCAGGAUUGUGGAAGUAAUGAAAAAAUCCACUGCUCGUGUGGUCAUGGUGUUUGCACAUGAAAUCCACAUUUAUCGACUCAUGGAGGAGGUAGUGAAACAGAAAGUGACAGGCCUGCAGUGGAUGGCCAGUGAGGCAUGGACAUCAGUCGAUGUGCUCCAGACACCCGAGUUCAUGCCAUACCUGGCUGGCACAUUGGGCAUUGCCAUUCGUCGCGGAGAAAUAACAGGGUUUAAAAAUUUCCUUCUAAGCGUACACCCUGACCAACACCACAACAGCUAUGGGAAUAGUAUUGUAACUCAGUUCUGGGAGGAUAUAUUUCAGUGCAGAUUUGCUCCAGCUCCAAAUGGUUGGGUAGAAGACGGCGGAGCCCUUUGCACAGGCCGAGAAGAUCUGAAUAGUGUAAAAAGUGAGUUAUUUGAUGUUUCAAACCUAAGGCCAGAGUACAACGUGUACAAGGCUGUGUAUGCGCUAGCGUAUGCCCUCGACGACAUGUUGCGAUGUAAGCCAGGAGAAGGGCCGUUCAGUGGAAGCAGCUGUGCCAGUUUGCAAAGUCUGGAACCGUGGCAGCUGGUGUAUUAUUUGGACAAAGUGAACUUCACCACACCAUUUGGAGAUGAAGUGUCUUUUGAUGAGAAUGGUGAUGCACUACCAAUAUAUGACGUUAUGAAUUGGCUGUGGCUCCAAGAUGGAAGAGCAAAGAUUCAGAAUGUAGGUGAGGUGAAAGAGUCUGCCCAGGGUGAAGAGCUUAUACUUCUCGAAGAUAUAAUUUUCUGGAACUUUGAAUCUAAACAGCCGCCCCAGUCUAUCUGCAGCGAGAGCUGCCUACCAGGUACUCGAGUAGCGAGGAAAAAGGGGCGACCAGUGUGUUGCUUUGACUGCAUUCCAUGUUCUGAGGGAAAGAUCAGCAAUUUAACAGAUUCCAUGGACUGCAUCAGCUGUCCAGAGGAUUUCUGGUCCAAUCUCCAACGUGACCAAUGUGUUCCAAAGAAAACAGAGUUCCUCUCCUACAACGAGCCUCUGGGCAUCUGCUUAACAAGUGCCUCAUUGCUGGGCACGUUUAUCUGUGCUCUUGUUGUAGGCAUCUUUAUCCAUCAUCGCAGCACACCCAUGGUACGCGCCAACAACUCCGAACUGAGUUUUCUGCUUCUGGUUUCACUGAAAUUCUGCUUCCUUUGUUCACUUCUAUUCAUUGGACAACCCAGACUGUGGACAUGUCAGCUGAGACAUGCAGCAUUUGGGAUAAGUUUCGUGCUUUGUGUCUCAUGCAUCCUGGUUAAAACCAUGGUGGUUCUUGCUGUGUUUAAGGCCUCUAAGCCAGGAGGUGGAGCCAGUCUGAAGUGGUUUGGAGCUGUGCAGCAGAGAGGAACAGUUCUGGUUCUUACUUCUGUUCAGGGAGCAAUAUGCACAUCCUGGCUUAUCUCUGCCUCUCCAGCUCCCCAUAAAAACACUCAAUACUAUAAUGACAAAAUAGUUUAUGAGUGUGUAGUUGGGUCCACAAUUGGCUUUGCAGUGUUGCUGGGCUAUAUUAGUUUACUGGCCGUCCUCAGCUUCUUAUUAGCCUUUAUGGCACGAAAUCUUCCAGACAACUUCAAUGAGGCCAAAUUCAUUACGUUCAGCAUGUUGAUCUUCUGUGCUGUGUGGGUGGCCUUUGUUCCUGCUUAUGUCAACUCCCCUGGUAAAUAUGCUGAUGCUGUGGAGGUGUUUGCCAUUCUGGCUUCAAGCUUUGGUCUGCUGGUGGCGCUGUUUGGACCCAAAUGUUAUAUAAUCCUACUGAGACCAGAGAGAAACACCAAGAAAGCAAUAAUGGGUCGAGCCAAUUCCAAAACAUAAAGUAGUUUUGUUUUAGUUUGGUCUGUGGUUUAUGUUCAGUAAUUUCAUUUACUUUUAUACAUUUUUAUUUGCUCUCACCUGGGAAGGAAAAAAAUAGUAUGUGUUGUGUGGGUGUGUAAGUCAUACAAUAAAACAAAAAUUUAGAUAAUCUAAUAUACAUUGAAAGUCUAGCCUUUCACAUGAUGGGCUACAAAAACAGAAACAAAGUCUAAGGUGUGUUUAAAAUGUGACCUAAACUGACUCCAUUCAACAUUGCAAAAACAAAAGUAAACAAAAUUCAGGAGGAAAGGUAAUAUCCACAGUUCCAUGCUGCAGAUAUUUCAAUAGCGCUAAACCCAAGCGCACAAGUAUAGAGAGUUUCAGACACAUAACAAAAAAAUCUUUAAUAAAAAAUAAAUGAAUAAACACAAUGAUCACAAAUGAGAAAAGAAACUGAGGAGACAAAAAGAACAAGCCUAUCAAUAAAGGUGUGGCUUGAACUAAGUAUUAACAAACAACAAAGCAAUAA
Molecule: messenger RNA, 3154 nt
Organism: Betta splendens (Siamese fighting fish)
Lineage: Eukaryota; Metazoa; Chordata; Actinopteri; Anabantiformes; Osphronemidae
Product: extracellular calcium-sensing receptor-like
Exons: 9
Coding region: 1-2646 (881 amino acids)
Biological process (GO): G protein-coupled receptor signaling pathway
Cellular component (GO): membrane
Molecular function (GO): G protein-coupled receptor activity
Source: RefSeq, a predicted model, not a curated record